AUGCCUAAGCGCACUCACGAGGACUCCGUCUUCUCAAAGACGCUCGGGUCCUUGGACCCCGGCGGUCAGGGGAACAACAUCUCGAUUAAUGAGCUUUUAUCUAAUUCCGAUGAGCCAGAACCCGAUCACUCGGAGACUCAUACCCGGAAGCCCAGGAACUUCAUUGCUGCAGUGGUACAUAUAUUCUUCCCUCCCCCCGCUUUGCUCAUUUCUGACCUUGGUGGAUACCUCACAAUCCAUGCGUGCGAAAACUGUCGGCUGAAAAAGACAAGAUGUGACGAGUCACGACCCAAGUGCGGACUGUGCAAAGCCUUGAACUUGGAGUGUGUGUACAGUGAACGGAAGUUGUCCAAAAAAGACCAAUCAAUUGGCAUGAUUAUAAGCACAUUGCAUCGCAUCGAAACAAAGUUGGAGAAUCUUCCAUCUGCUAUUUCCAACGACAUUCGACCAUCGUUCACUGGUCAAGUCCUGCAGGCAGUGGAAGCCAUACAGAGUUCGUCUACAGCAGGUAAUACGCCGAGUGCAAAGGCGGCAACUCAUCGGCCGUCGUUGUCUCAGAUUACCUCGCCGGCUACAACUGGCCACGUUGAGGUGGACGCUCAAGCACCGGCAGAUGGGAAAGAGGUGGUGCCUAUUUCUUUCAGUCAACAUGGAGUCGUGAUUUGGCCCGGCAUCAUCAGCUGCUUGCCGGAAAGGUUCCUGUUUGCCUACGAGCAACUUGGCAGGUAUUAUGUCCUGGAUGUGGAGAUGGAAAGACCGCCUCUCCCUAUGUGGGUGAAUACAUUCUCCCUACACACCGCAGAGAAUUGGCUUGAUGAACUGCCUUUUGCCCUGGUGAAAGGACUAUGCGAGGCUUUCUUUUCCCUCUUCCACCCAUUCACUCCAUUCAUGGAUAAACAUUUCUUUUUCUCCUUUACUCUUGGCACAGUCAUCAAACACGGGUUUGCCUCUACUAUCGAGACGUGUCUUGUCCUGAACGUAAUGGCGCUAGGCUGCCUAGCCGUGCGUGCAUACGAAGAGGCAGAUUUCCCAUUACCAGGUUCAUUCAGUGCUCGGUUUGAACGACCGGCUUGGUUUGAGGUAGCUGCAGAAGACCCUCCGGGGCUAUGCUUUUUCAAUGAGGCCCGGAGACGGAUGGGGUUUUUAAUGGAGAAGAAUGACCUAUCCAGUUGUCAAUACUAUCUUUUAUCCGCUCAUAUAAUCCGUCCCUUGGACUCUGGAGCCAUGCUCAACCGAGCUGCUGCUUGUUUAUGCUUCAUGCUGGCAAAUCGUGAUAUCAAUUACAACGAAUGGGAAGGCGAUAUGAAGUCAAGAGUCUUUUGGAACACCGUCAUGUACGAAACGAUACUCGUGCAGGAGUUAGAUCUCCCUUCUAGUGGACUUUCAGCUCUCGAAGACAAUGUUCCUAUUCCCAAAUUCAUUCCCUUCAGACCUGUCAGACUCUCCUCGGUGUCUUCUUCAGCAUCGGACCCAGACGACUCGUACUUCCAUCAAUGCCAUUUCCUUGCACAGAUAGCGAAUCGGAUUAUACUCACCCGAAUUAGACAUAGUCUGUAUUCAUUCUCGGACUCUGGAAACCUGCCUCGUCCAGCAGUCAGCGCGGAGCUACAUAACCAGGUCGAAGAAUGGCGCAAAAACCUUCCACCAGCAAUCCAGUUCUCCGAAAAGUCGGAAGAAACAACCAACGACGAUAGGUCGCCCUCCAUCGUCACCGAACCACGAACCUCAGCUUCCCUAGCGGUUGCCGUAGCAGACGCAAUGCUUCGAGCUCGUUAUCGAAUUUGCAAAUUCCACAUUGGACGGCCUUAUCUUUAUAAAGCGCUACGAGCGCCCAGUCUUUUGACUAGCGAAGACCUAGAGCAAGUGUCCAGCGGACUGAAAUAUGCCAUGAACUGGCCCAUGAUUCGCGGCGUGUUUCGUCGAAUGAAAAGCUGCAUUCCCAUCAAGUUUGCUUUUUGCUCGCAGUAA
Molecule: messenger RNA, 1968 nt
Organism: Talaromyces atroroseus
Lineage: Eukaryota; Fungi; Ascomycota; Eurotiomycetes; Eurotiales; Trichocomaceae
Exons: 5
Coding region: 1-1968 (655 amino acids)
Biological process (GO): regulation of DNA-templated transcription
Molecular function (GO): DNA-binding transcription factor activity, RNA polymerase II-specific; zinc ion binding
Source: RefSeq, a predicted model, not a curated record